AUGGCUGCAAUCUUAGCUCGGAAAUCACUCCUUGCUCUUCGUGCCCGCCAAUUGGCUGUAAGCGGUCAAGGGCUGCACAGCUCCCAAUCCUAUGGGCUUCGAUUAAGUGCACACUCCUACUCUACCAAACUAGAGGAUGAACAAAGGGAGCAACUUGCGAAGGAAAUUUCAAAGGAUUGGAGUUCAGUUUUUGAACGAAGCAUCAACACACUUUUUCUCACUGAAAUGGUUCGAGGUCUAAUGCUGACUCUGAAAUACUUCUUUGAGACAAAAGUUACAAUCAAUUAUCCAUUUGAGAAAGGCCCUUUGAGCCCCCGAUUCCGUGGUGAGCAUGCACUCCGACGAUAUCCAACAGGGGAGGAACGUUGUAUUGCUUGCAAACUUUGUGAAGCUAUAUGUCCUGCACAAGCAAUCACAAUUGAAGCUGAGGAGCGAGAAGAUGGCAGCCGCAGGACAACACGGUAUGAUAUUGACAUGACCAAGUGCAUCUAUUGUGGAUUUUGUCAAGAGGCAUGCCCUGUUGAUGCCAUUGUAGAAGGGCCAAACUUUGAAUUUGCUACAGAGACUCAUGAGGAGCUUUUAUAUGACAAAGAGAAGCUGCUCGAAAAUGGGGACCGAUGGGAGACUGAAAUUGCAGAGAACCUGAAAUCUGAAAGCCUUUACCGCUAA
This is a messenger RNA of Sphenostylis stenocarpa, 669 nucleotides long. The record is from the annotation of a GenBank genome assembly. Lineage: Eukaryota; Viridiplantae; Streptophyta; Magnoliopsida; Fabales; Fabaceae.